UUCUAUAGUACGAUUUUACGUUAUGACGCAUUAAACAGAAAUUUUCAUGUAAUUGUGUCUAAUUAAUUCAUGCACUUACGAAGGAAAGGCAAAAUAGUAGAAGUGUUUUAAAUUGGUAUUCAUUCACAAUCACCAGACGAAAUCACUCGAUAAGUUUGUCAAUGACAGCUCGGUACAUAAGCUUGUUUUAGACCUCUUAAACUUGAUCAAUAAGUUAUUCUAAAGAUCAUAAAGUGUUUGAAUAAUAAUGAUACAGAUGCUUGGAGAGUUACAAUAGAAGGGCUAAGUAAAUGAUAACUAUUAAACGCUAAAUAAGUUCUGGCAAACCAGUUUACAAGUUCCAGCAAACGAGUUAACAAAUCCGGCAAACAAGUUAACAACAUCUGGCAAACAAGUUAACAACAUCUGGCAAACAAGUUAACAACAUCUGGCAAACAAGUGAAAAACAUCUGGCAAACAAGUUAACAACAUCUGGCAAUCAAGUUAACAACAUCUGGCAAUCAAGUUAACAACAUCUGGCAAACAAGUUAACAACAUCUGGCAAUCAAGUUAACAACAUCUGGCAAUCAAGUUAACAACAUCUGGCAAUCAAGUUAACAACAUCUGGCAAACAAGUGAACAAGUUCUGGAAAACAUUGAAGACAUCAUUAACCUCAUCGUCACUCCCAGAACAAAACGAUAGAUCGUUGUCAUAGACACGUGACGUGUGAAUUAUACAGUGGAACAGUAUUUGGUACAGUUUAAUAAAAUCGUUGGUUCUAACACAAAGACUAACCUUGGACAAUCUGGACUGUAGCAUUUCAUAUAAUAGAGACUCAGGUUUGAUCUGCCAUUCUCAAGGACUUUCAUUGACAAAAACAUUGAUAUACAAUCCUUUCAAGAACAUAUAUAUUUAAGAUUGCAGUAUAUGGAACAAAAUAAACAAUAAUUUCAAAGGAUAUAAAAAUAAAGAAAAGUGCAGUUACUGUGUGCAAAGUAAAAAUCAAUCAAAUCAUAGAAAGAACGUGCAUUUUCUUGUGCGCCUUUUGAGAGCAAAACAAAUCAUCAUAUUGAAGGACAUUAUAUAGAAGUGCGCAAUUUCUGAGAGCAAUAUAAACUGUGAUCAUUGGAGAUUAGUUGAAACGAUUAUAUAUCUUGGAGAAAAUCUCGACAGUACAAACAGCAGGAGAGGACUUCUCUCGCUAGCCCGGUAUUAGGGCAAAAUGCCGUAUUUAAACAACAGGUUCGAUCCAUUCCAAGUCUUUGAGGUGGAUCACCAGCCAUGUAUGCUAUUUUACUGCAUGAUAGUGAAGGGGUACAACAUAACGAAGGGAUCUGCCCUGCAAAACUGGAUGGACACACCAGACCCCUACGUAAAGGGAACAAUAAGAACAUCACCACACGGGGAGCAGCGGACACCAACAAUCGAUAACGAGGUCAACCCUGUCUGGAACCAUAUGUUCAAGUUUUACCUCGACCCACAGAUUGAUAAUGAAUUAGUGCUAGAACUCAUGGAUGCCAACUACACCAUAGAUGAACACUUGUGCACAGUGAAAAUCAAGUUAAAAGACAUUGCCUUAUCGGAAAAGAGAAUCUACCGGCGCUUACAGUUCAAUGAUACUUCAGAGGUCGAUAUUGAAAUGUGGGCUGAGCAUGAUGACAGCCCAAGACUUCGAUACAGUCUUACCCUGUGUGAAGAGGAGAAACAGUUUGUUGAUGAUCGUCGUAGAUGUGUGUUCAAGGCCAUGAAGGAGAUCCUAGGAGAUGCUGCCCCUGCCAAUGAAAAUGAGGUGCCUACCAUAGGAGUUUUAGGAUCAGGAGGGGGAUUUCGUGCAAUGACAGCGUUUUCAGGGGUGAUGAGCGCUCUGGUUGACACCAAAAUAUCUGACAUGGUCAUGUACAAUGUUGGACUGUCGGGAUCUGCCUGGUAUUUAUCUACACUUUACUCUCACCCAGACUGGCCAGAAAAAUCCCCAAAAGAGUUGCGUAAAGAGCUACGGGACAGCAUAAACUCCAACUGGGUGUGGAAACUUUUUGAUCCGUCUAGUAUGUACCGCUACCUCAAAGUUGUGGCGAUAAAACGCCAGCGAGGCCAACCCGUCAGCUUUACUGAUUUGUUCGGUCACCUUGUUGGGGAAACGCUGCUGAAAAAUCGCCUUGAUGCAAAACUGUCCGACCAACAGACAAAGAUUAAAGGUGGACGUAUCCCAAUGCCAAUGUACUCCUGCCUGCAUGUCAAGAAACAUGUUUCUGCGAUGGUUUUCCAUGAAUGGAUGGAGUUCAGCCCAUACGAGAUUGGAAUGCCGAAGUAUGGAACGUUUAUGAGACCUGAGCUCUUUGGAAGCAAGUUUUUCAUUGGCCAUCUCGUCAAGGAAUUCGACGAGCCACCACUUCAUUUCCUGCAAGGUAUCUGGGGUAGUGCGUUCUGCAUCCAGUUGAAUCGACUCUUCAAGGAUGACAAGAAAGUUGGAGAACUUGAAGCGCUCGAACAGGAAAGAGAUGAACUAGAACGGGAGUUGACGGAGGAAAUGUCGUCACAAGAUGAUGAAUCAAGCGACACGAGUGAUAGCGAAAGUGACGGCGAUAAAGAAAACAGUACCAAAAAACCAAAGUCAUUUGAACGUAAAGGUUCAAAUGCUUCGACCACCAGCAACGGUUCUAAAAAGCGUGGCUUCUUUACUUCUAUGUUUGGAAGCAUUCUGGAAAAAUAUCCGUUGCUGAAGACGAUUGAUGGCCGAGCUGCAACAGUGCACAACUUUAUGAGGGGGUUAUCCCUAUACAAGGCCUACCCAUUUUCACCCUUUACCUCCCUUGACGGGAAAAGGAAAGACGAUGACAAAUUGAACGCUUCAAGUUACUUCAGCGCACGGCUUAAAGCAAUGUCACCAAAGAAAAAGACACCAGGAACAAUUGAAGAAACAUUUGAAGGUCAAGACCAGUUUGACGGGAUAUUUGAGAUGUAUCCUACCUCUAUCAAGAAACUGUAUGUCGUCGAUGGAGGCCUUUCAUUCAACUCCCCUUACCCGCUCCUAUUACGGCCCCAAAGAGGGGUUGACAUCAUCCUGUCGUUUGAUUUCAGCGCUCGCAAAUCGGAUACUACUCCACCGUUCAAGGAACUGUUGCUUGCCGCGGAAUGGGCGUCACUCAAUAAUGUGCCAUUUCCCAAGAUUGACCCCUCAGUGGUGGACAGGGAAGGGUUAAAGGAAUGUUAUGUGUUCGAAAACAAACACGACCCUCGAUGUCCGAUAGUUAUGCACUUUGUCCUCGUCAACAUUACAUUUAGAGAUUACAUCAAGCCAGGAGUUAGACGACGCACGGCAGAAGAGCGGGAAUAUGCAGACUUUGACAUAUUUGAUGACCCUAACAAACCAUACUCUACGUUCAACUUCAAAUACUCCAACAAGGCAUUUGACAGAUUAUCCGAUCUGACGGAGUUCAACACAUGUCUCUGCAAGGACCUUAUCUUAGAGAAAAUCAAAGAGUGUGUAAAACGUGUUCAUCAGUACCAUACGGUCAAACAAAGGCCGAUCAUGCUGAAAGACAUUAAGAAACUUCGACUACAAAGAUCAAAGGAAAAACAGCUGGAACUUUUUGUGAAAUCAUUCCACCAAGACGAUGGUGAUUUCACCCUAACAUAAUAUUGCGAUUUCAUAUUCAGUCUCAUAUUAUGCAUUCAUUUCAUAUAAAGGUGUCUGUGUGUGUGUGUGCGUGCGUGCGUGCGUGCUUGCGUGCGUGGGUGUGUGUUCAUCAACGCAUAUGCCAGAAUAGGUCCAAGAAUAGUCAUCCUUUCUUGUCCGAGUCCGAGUAUGGGCAUCCUCUUAUGUCAAUAGUAGGUCAUAGUAUGGUCAUCUUAUCAUGUCAGAGUAGGUGCGAGAAUGCUUAUUCCAGCUACUUUAAUGUUGUAACAUGGCCAAGCAGUAACUCACAAUAUGUAACACACUAUGUUAAACUUGACGUAUUAUUAUUGUUAUUCAAUUAUGUUGCUAUACACAAUUCGUUCCCUAUAAAGGUUCAUGUGUAAAUAUCCAAUUUAUUUAUUCAUUUAUUCAUCUGUUUGUUACCUUGUUUGUUUGUUUCCAUUUUUAUUUGUUUAUUCUUUAUAUUUAUAUUUAUAUUUAUGUGUAAAUCUUUUAUUUAUUUAUUUAUUUAUUUAUUUAUUUAUUUAUUUAUUUAUUUAUUUAUUUAUUUAUUUAUUUAUUUAUUUAAUUAUUUAUUUAUUCAUUCAUUCAUUCAUUCAUUCAUUCAUUCAUUCAUUCAUUCAUUCAUUUAUUUACUUAUAAAUCUAUUUACUUAUUUCUUUCUUUAUUUUAUUUUCUUCUUCAUUUUGUGUUAUGUUUACCGUUUUUUCUUCACAUAAUUGAAAAUAUUUGUACAUACAUUUUUGCCACCUAAAUAAAGUCUACCAGUCAGGUUGUAAUACUUAUAUUUGUCAUAGGAAUGCUAACGUUUCUUGCAAUGCAAACAUUCAGCAUGGGUUCGUGAUAAUCGACAUGAAAAGGAACGUUCAUUGAACUCUAAGACGAAUACAACAAACAAGCUGAUUGCAGCAAACCCUCGGCCAAUAUUCACAAAGCUCCUGAGUCUGAAUUUGAGACUCAGAAAAGCAAAAAACAUUAAAAUUUGUCGCAUAAAUGCUUUAACUUGAUGUACUUAUUACAAGUUCUAUGUUUUACAAUCAAACAGACAUCUUUUGUAAAACAAAAUUGAAAUAUCAUAGAUAUAAUGAUUAUAUCAUAGAUACAAAUACGAUUUAAUUUUUUUGAGCCUGAAUCUCAAACACAGACUUCAGUGACUACAGAUCCUGGAUCUGAGCUACAUGAUUAUAAAAUGUUAAAAACGCCCACACAUGUGUUAUUAUGAUAAUGCAAUACCUCAAUAUGAAAUAUAUUUACAACUGAACACAAACUUGUAAUGCCAAGAGAAAAUAAAGAAAAUGGAA
Messenger RNA from Mya arenaria, 4918 nucleotides. Its product is annotated as cytosolic phospholipase A2-like. The record is from RefSeq and is a predicted model, not a curated record. The transcript has 17 exons. Gene Ontology annotation, biological process: glycerophospholipid catabolic process. NCBI's taxonomy places the organism in Eukaryota, Metazoa, Mollusca, Bivalvia, Myida, Myidae. Bases 1203 to 3617 code for a protein of 804 amino acids. Gene Ontology annotation, cellular component: cytosol. Gene Ontology annotation, molecular function: calcium-dependent phospholipid binding; calcium ion binding.